GCUACAGUGGUUUGGAUGGAUCUUUCUUUCAGGUCAAACUUGAAGGGCAAAUCGAUUCUCUUCUUUUCUUGGCGGACAUCUGAUGCUACAGAUUCAAAACCCUUUUCGACGCUCCCUUGUUCGUCCAAUCGAAUCGACCCGCUCGAUCGAUUUCCUCUCCUUUCCGGGGGUUUUCUAAUGGCGGUGCCGGUGGUGCGAUUCCCGAUCUUCGCAGUGGUGAGAGCCCUAGGAAUUGCUGUGGCUGCACUGGUUCUUGUAUGGACUGUGCAUUACAGAGGCGGAUUGGCUCUCGUAUCCGAGAACAAGGAUCUCAUUUUCAACGUUCAUCCUGUGUUGAUGCUGAGUGGCCUCGUGCUUCUGAAUGGCGAAGCGAUCCUAGCGUACAAGACUGUAUCGGGAACAAAGAACUACAAGAAGUUAGUUCAUCUUCUCCUGCAGUCACUAGCUUUUUGUCUGAGCAUCAUUGGACUAUGGGCUGCGUGGAAGUUCCAUAUUGACAAAGGGAUCGAUAACUUCUAUAGCCUCCAUUCGUGGCUCGGCCUGGCCUGUCUUUCUUUAUUUGGAGUUCAGUGGGCUGCUGGAUUCACGACUUUCUGGUACCCUGGAGGAUCAAGAAAUAGUCGAGCUGGCCUAUUGCCAUGGCAUGUAUUCUUCGGUGUUUAUAUCUACGUGCUUGCAGUGGCGACUUGCACCACGGGGUUUCUGGAGAAGAUGACGUUUCUUCAGACGGGUAAAGUAAUUUCGCGCUACUCGGCUGAGGCGUUGCUGGUGAAUUCGUUGGGAGUGUUGAUCGUCGGGUUGGCGGGAUUUGUGGUUCUUGGGGUUGUUUCUCCUGUCUAUGGAAAAGGUGAUCCUCACAGAGGAAUAGCAGAAUAGCUGCAUCAAACUCCAUUGUUGAGACAUUGUAAGCUUUUUAUACAUAUACUGCAAUUGAUUGAAGAACAUUCAUAACCAUACGUCAGUUAAACAUAAUCAGCAUUA
Messenger RNA from Andrographis paniculata, 981 nucleotides. RefSeq names its product transmembrane ascorbate ferrireductase 2-like. NCBI's taxonomy places the organism in Eukaryota, Viridiplantae, Streptophyta, Magnoliopsida, Lamiales, Acanthaceae. The record is from RefSeq and is a predicted model, not a curated record. Gene Ontology annotation, molecular function: oxidoreductase activity. The coding region runs from base 16 to 876 and encodes 286 amino acids. The transcript has 4 exons.